Sordaria macrospora k-hell is the source of this 1683-nucleotide messenger RNA. RefSeq lists its product as uncharacterized. NCBI's taxonomy places the organism in Eukaryota, Fungi, Ascomycota, Sordariomycetes, Sordariales, Sordariaceae. The record is from RefSeq and is a predicted model, not a curated record. Gene Ontology annotation, biological process: retrograde transport, endosome to Golgi. Gene Ontology annotation, cellular component: membrane; Golgi apparatus.
AUGAGGAGCUGGGCGUAUGCCUUCUUCCUCCUGGUGUUGUCCGCAUGGACGGCACAGGCCUUGGAGGUCAAGCUAGACGAAACCGAAGAGAACCGGCAACGAUGCGCGGGCAUGUACAGUAAAGAGACAUGGACUGGCCCGGUCAAUCCCUUCAUCAGUGUCAAGUUUACAGACUUCGGCUCCGACGCUGGCGACGAUCCCAUUGUCAGUCUCCUUAUCUUCGAAUGGCAGGACUCGGACCUUGUCGGUGUCCUUCCUGAGGGCGCCGACCGUAGGGUUGGCAUCUGCGAGCCCAAGUAUGUCGACGCCGGAUACUGCAACACCACCAACGUGGGCGAGUACAUCCUCGCACCCAACGCCGCUGCGCUAUCCAAGAACAUUGUCUUCACCGACGCCAUCCAUCUCAAGAAAUCGGCCCCAGUCAAGUACCAGAUCAAGAACACUGGCUACUACUGCGUGCUUACGGACAAGUAUACGGCCGAUAAGUACGAGGCGCUUGUCGAGUUCCGGAACGCCUAUGGAGAGCUCCCUGCUACACAGAUCCCCAAGCUGCCAUUCUAUGGCGGCAUCACUAUCUUGUACGCCUUGGUGUUGGCAUUCUGGGGUUUCCUGUACUUCCAGCACCGUUCGGAUAUCUUGGCUGUGCAGAAUUACAUUACAGCUAUUCUUAUCUUCCUCGUCGUUGAAAUGCUGAUGACAUGGGGUUUCUACGACUUCCUCAACCGCCACGGCUCGAACCUCGGCUCCCGCGUACUACUCAUUGUGGUGGCCAUUCUUAAUGCCGCUCGCAACUCAUUCUCCUUCUUCCUCCUCCUUAUCGUGUGCAUGGGCUACGGCGUCGUCAAGCACACACUCGGCCGCACCAUGAUCUACGUCCGCUGGCUCGCCAUUGCCCACUUCGUCUUCGGUAUCGUCUACGCCAUGACGGGUCUUCUUGUCAACCCAGACAGCGCCGGCCCCUUCGUUCUACUCAUAAUCCUCCCUCUGGCGGGUACCUUGACGGCCUUUUAUGUAUGGACGCUCAAUUCGCUUAGCUGGACCCUCAAGGACCUCAAGGAACGCAAGCAGCACGUCAAGGAGGGCAUGUACAAGAAGCUGUGGUGGUGCAUCCUCAUCUCCAUCCUCGUCAUCUUUGGCUUCUUCUUCUGGAACAGCUUCGAGUUUUCUCAAGCCAGCGAUCCUGGUUACGUUCCCUUCCACUGGAAGAGCAGAUGGUUCAUCCUUGACGGCUGGCCGAACCUUGUCUAUUUUGCCGAUGUCGCUUUCAUUGCCUACGUGUGGCGCCCGACAGCGAACAACAAGCGAUUUGCCAUGAGUGACGAGAUUGCUCAGGAUGACGACGGCACUAUCGAAUUUUCGAACUUGGAUAUCGGUGCGCCGGAUGAUAGUGAUGACGAAGAGGCCCAGGUUGGCAUGAAGGGAAGGAAGAACCAGAAUGAAAAUGCGGGCUUGGGUUCGGGUGCUGGAGCUAGUCUGCAGCCCCAGUCACGAAACCUAGCAGGACCAAGCAGCUCCUCCCAGCAGCAGCAGCAGCAGCAACAACAACAACAACAGAGGAGACCUAGCCCUCAUCGGGACUCCAUGGAUGGGGAGACUAUCUUUGCGGUCGGUGAGGAUGGCGAUAAGUUCUCGUCUGACGAGGAUAGUGACGAGGAGGGCAAUCUGGUGAGAGCCAAGAAGUAA